Molecule: messenger RNA, 1577 nt
Organism: Selaginella moellendorffii
Lineage: Eukaryota; Viridiplantae; Streptophyta; Lycopodiopsida; Selaginellales; Selaginellaceae
Exons: 14
Coding region: 49-1515 (488 amino acids)
Source: RefSeq, a predicted model, not a curated record
UUUGUGUGUAGCGUGUGUCUGUAGAUAGGCGACGCAACGAGGAUUUGGAUGGACUCAUUGGGUCUACUCCAGGGAAGUAGUUACGGGAGAUCUUCUCUGGCGAAGAACCAAGCGGAGGGCGACUGUGUGGAGAGUGGAGGAGACGAGAAACAAACGCUGGUGGUAGUAGGGGGUGGCGCUGCGGGUGUCUAUGGAGCCAUUUGGGCUAAAACAGCUUGCAAGCAUCUCAAAGUCGUUGUCUUGGAAAGGGGACACUUUUUAUCCAAGGUGAAAAUCUCUGGGGGUGGACGCUGUAAUGUUACUACGGGCUUGUUUGUGGAACCGCUGGUAAAGUAUAGUGGCCGAGGAGUUUUACUCUUUAAGUUCUGGUUCCAGCCGUUGUCGCAGCAAUAUCCAAGGGGCCACAAGGAACUUCGUGGAUCAUAUUUUAGAGAACACGGACCUCUUGAAACUGCUGCCUGGUUUCAUGAGCAUGGAGUUCCGCUCAAGACCGAAGAAGAUGGAAGAAUGUUCCCAGUAACCGACGACUCCGGAACUGUUGUGGAAUGUCUUCUCAACAAGGCUCGACGAAUUGGAGGUUCGUUUGGUCUUUUUACCGGAAAUGUUGAAAUUCUUGCAGUUUCCUUAAAGAGCAAUGCGCUUGUGAAAGACAUUGUGCCGCUGAAUGGACGGUUUGAUGUUCACUUCAAGAAUAAGAACGAGCCAUUCUCAGAAAAGUUACAAGCGGACUUUGCUCUACUUGCAACUGGCAGCUCGCCACAGGGGUACAAGUUAGCAAAAGAGCUGGGACAUGAUCUUGUUUCUCCCGCUCCAAGUCUAUUCACUUUUAAGGUUGCAGAUUCUAAGCUCGGAGAACUUGCCGGAGUGAGCUUUGAACAUGUUUCUGUCGACCUGGAAAUUCUGGGCUGGAAUAAACGAAGUGUCAACUUGCGGCAGGACGGGCCACUUCUCGUCACGCACUGGGGAUUGAGCGGUCCUGCUGUGCUGCGUCUCUCUGCAUGGGCAGCCAGGGACCUCCUCAAGGUAGACUACAAAGGAACUUUGUGGGUGGACUUCGCACCGAAGUUUUCCCUGGACGAAGUGAAGAAGCUGCUGGUAAAGCAGAAAACACUUUCUCCGAGAAGAAAGCUAGAUAGCGGCGCCCCUUUGGUAUUACAACUAGUGAAGCGAUUUUGGCAGUACCUGAUCCAUCGACAGGAUCUAAACGAGGAGGCUGUGUGGUACGAGCUUUCAAAUCGACAGCUGGGUGACUUAGCAGGCCUCCUUAAGCGGUGUUCCUUCCAAAUCUCUGGCAAAGGGGAGUUUAAGGACGAAUUUGUAACUGCUGGAGGGGUUCCACUCGAUGAGGUGAAUCUCAAAACUAUGGAGAGCAAGAAAUGCUCUAACCUCUACUUGGCUGGCGAGCUUCUCAACGUCGAUGGCAUCACUGGCGGCUUUAAUUUCCAGAACGCAUGGACGAGUGGCUACCUAUCGGGAUCAGCCAUUGCGAAGAAAGCCACGUCGCGAUCGUUGUAGCGAAGCUUGAAGCUUCGAGCCAGAGCCUCGCGAAUAUCCGUCAUUAAACUGUGAUUAGGGUU